Molecule: messenger RNA, 2610 nt
Organism: Brugia malayi
Lineage: Eukaryota; Metazoa; Nematoda; Chromadorea; Rhabditida; Onchocercidae
Exons: 24
Coding region: 1-2610 (869 amino acids)
Molecular function (GO): NAD+ poly-ADP-ribosyltransferase activity; zinc ion binding; DNA binding
Source: RefSeq, a predicted model, not a curated record
AUGGUGUCAUCUGCAAAAGAUUUACCUUAUGGUGCUGAAUAUGCUAAAAGUAAUCGUGCUGCUUGUAAGGGUUGUCAUGGUUUAAUUUCGCAGGACUCACUUCGCAUGUCUCUCCGGAAACCGAGUCGUUUUUUUGAUGGUUUACAAGACAACUGGUUUCACUUCACUUGUUUUUGGAAAAAAAUAAAGCAAAAGGACAUAAACGAAGCCUCUAUCCGUGGUCUGGAGCUUCUAAAAUGGAAUGAUCAGGAACGAAUUCGUAAAAAAAUAAGCGAAAAUCAAGCUGGAGUAUCUGAUGUAGAGCUCUCUAUUAUCUGUGAAUAUGCUAUAACUGGUCGCAGCAAGUGCGUGAAUUGCAAAGGAAAUAUUGAAAAGAAUACUCUCAGACUUGGGAUGAAAUCAGCAUGGUAUCACGUAAACUGUUUUGUGAAAAUACAACAAAAUACCAACUGCGCUGAAAAAUUUUUUGGUUUCCAAGAUUUGUCAGAAUCUGAUCAAGAUCUCCUGAAAAAAAUGUUUAAUAGACAAGCAGAGACCACUAUAAAAAGAAAGUCGACGGAAAUCGAUAACAUUACCAAAAAAGCAAGGGUGGAUCAACUUGAUACAAAGGAGAAGAUGAAACGUCUUAAGGCACAAACAAACGAAAUAUGGGCAAUAAAAAAAAAAUUAUCAAAUUGUCUGAAUAAAAACGAUAUUCAGACUUUGCUGCAAGCCAAUAACCAAGCACUUCCCAGACAUGGUGGAGAGUCGAAGCUGCUGGAUCGUCUUGCUGAUUGCAUAGUUUUUGGCUGUCCGCUUCCUUGUGCGCAGUGUAAAGAAGGUAACAUUGUGUACAGCUCAUCAGAACAAAGCUAUGUUUGUACUGGUUAUAUUUCCGAAUAUACACGGUGUAUGUAUGCAUGUCGCAAUCCGCCUCGGAAGCCAUUUAUCAUUCCUGAUGAAAUCAAAAGAAACAUUUCUGAAUUUAAGGAUUUCAAAAUCAAGGAUCCAAAGAACAGAGAAUACAGCACUUUGGAAUAUGAAAAGCUAAUUAAACCGGAGUCGCUGAAGGUCUUGGGUCAGGAUGUUGGUGAAAUGAGUAGCAAAUCUAUGAAGCACCAGAGCGCUGAUCCGAGAGAUACUCGUUUUGGAAUUCAGCGACAGAUUAUAAAAAAUGGAACAGUGGUCGAUUUUGAGUGUCCACUUCAUGAGGUUGUUCAUGUAUGGAAAGAUGAAAAUGGCAAACUUUGGGAAACAACACUUGGAAAGGCUGAUUUUCAAACCGGAGCGAAUUCAUUCUAUAAAUUGCAACUAUUAAAACACGACGUCAAGCAAAACUAUUAUUUGUUCCGUUCAUGGGGACGUGUGGGCACGGAUAUUGGUGGCUCAAAAACUGAUAAGUAUUACGGAAAUUUGGGAGGAGCAAAAAUAACUUUUGAAAAGUUGUUUAGUGAGAAAACAGCAAAUGAUUGGGGAGAUAUUGAAAAUUUCAAGAAAGUUCCUGGGAAGAUGUCGCUUAUUGAGACUCAUUACGGAAAUUCAAAAGAACUACAAGCAUUCUUCGUGAAACCCGGAUCGUUAUCAAAGCUGCCAGAAUCGAUACAGCAAAUUAUUCAGAUGAUUUUUGACGUUAAUGUAAUGAACGAUGUUCUUGAAAGCCUUGAGAUCGAUACAAAUAAAAUGCCUCUUGGGGUAUUAUCAAUUCGUCACAUAAAAAAUGCAUAUAAGGUUUUAACGGAACUGCAAAAAUUAAUGGAAGUUGGUAAUGCCAGAUAUGAAGAUUACUUGGAUGCAACAAAUCGAUUUUUCACACUUAUUCCACAUAAUUUUGGUAUGAACAAACCACCGCUUCUUAACUCGCAGAAACUCUUAAUUGAUAAAACGAAACUACUUGAUGAUCUUUUGGAACUUGAAGUUACAUACAGCAUUUUGAAAACUGACGAUGAAGUGGAUAGAAUGCGUGAUCCUUUGGACGUACACUAUGAAAAAUUGCAUGCUCAGCUAGAGGUUUUGGAUAAGCAAUCAGAUGAAUAUAAGCGCAUAUUGCAGUAUGCUACGAAUACGCACGCGCCCACACAUGACCAAUACAAACUUAAAAUUAUUGAUAUCAUCCGAAUAAAGCGUAGGGGCGAAAGUGAAAGGUUCAAAAAAAACAUCCCAAAUCAUUAUUUGCUUUGGCAUGGUUCACGGAUAACGAAUUAUGCUGGUAUUUUAUCACAGGGAUUACGAGUUGCACCACCAGAAGCACCUACAACAGGUUAUAUGUUUGGGAAAGGGAUAUACUUCGCAGAUUUAGUAUCAAAGUCAGCAAACUAUUGUUAUGCACUUAACGCAGAAGGGUUUAUUUUGCUUUGUGAAGUGGCACUUGGAGAAAUGCAAGAAGAGAUCAAUGCAAAGUCAAUCAUAAAACCUGAUAAAGGAAAGCAUAGUGUUAAAGGUUUAGGACAAACGAUUCCUGAUCCAAAUGAGUACUUUGUGACAGAAGAUGGUGUUACAAUUCCUAUGGGAAAACCUAUAGAUACGAAAAGACAGGAUCUGACGCUUUUGUACAAUGAGUAUAUUGUUUACGACGUUGCUCAGGUUGAGAUCAAAUAUUUGGUGCGAGUUAAGUUCAUAUCAUCUCUCUUAUGA